Annulohypoxylon truncatum is the source of this 603-nucleotide messenger RNA. RefSeq lists its product as uncharacterized. Bases 1 to 603 code for a protein of 200 amino acids. Lineage: Eukaryota; Fungi; Ascomycota; Sordariomycetes; Xylariales; Hypoxylaceae. The record is from RefSeq and is a predicted model, not a curated record. The transcript has 3 exons.
AUGCCAUACACGCUCAAGCAAGUGCGCGUAAACAACAUGAAGGAAGCUACAGCAAGGCUCAUUGCCUUGCUCUCAUGCACAACCUACAGCAACAGCACCAAGGUCUUCUACUUCACGCUCCACGCCAACGUCAGCGGGUAUACUUCGCCCUGCCACAGCGUACGCAGUGGUGAAGCUAGUAGCAGAUGGACAUUGCGUGAUGAACGCACUGACGAAUUCGGAGCGUGCUUAGGCUUCUCGCCGAACUACUACAUCGCCGUAAACCACACACCCGUGUGCGAUCUCAGCGAAGACGAAUCCGACCCGCGCUAUUGGUUUGCGCGUGUGAUCGCCACGGGUGACGGGAGGCUGCUAGUCGGACUCGUGGACACAUCCGAGGGCCAGGGAUACAGCACACGUUUUUCAGCAGGAGACCCGUGGGCCAUGCCCGCCACCGUGGACUCGGCCGCAGCACCACCAGACAGCCCUGCUCUGAUUGAUCCGGACGCGCGGCGGCCUUGUCCAAUUAGCUACCGCGACGACUGGUUUCCGCCCGAGACGCGUCCGUCGACGGCGUUCAGGUUCAGGUUUGAUAAGAACCGGAACGACCUUGUCAUUGCGUAG